Poecilia reticulata (guppy) is the source of this 2323-nucleotide messenger RNA. Lineage: Eukaryota; Metazoa; Chordata; Actinopteri; Cyprinodontiformes; Poeciliidae. The record is from RefSeq and is a predicted model, not a curated record.
GUCAGUCAGUCAGUCAGUCAGUCAGUCAGUCAGUCAGUCAGUUAGUUAGUUAGUUAGUUUCCUCAGUAGAACUGUGUAGUCCUGAGGUUGCUUGUUUCAGUCUUUGUCAGUUGCUACCGGUAUUAGCUGUGUGCUAACUCUCUGCCGUGCCGCCUGUGUUGGACUGUUUUCUUCAUCAUUAAACAUCAUCAUCUUCACCAUAACCUGAGUCCCUGCGUUCAUUCUCACCACUCCCAACCACACCCCGUGACACUGAGAACAUCAGGAUCCAGACAGGGCUGCCCUCACUGUGAUUUAGUUUUUCCUUAUUGAUUAUUGAACAAACAAAUUGUCUUAAAAGAGUCUAAAUGUGAAAACAUUUGCAAUGAAUUAUCAUGUCAGUUUUUUUCAUGCUUGAUUUUCUUUCAUUGAAUAUUCUCUGCCAAUAUCUAAAAAGUUAGAUGUUGAACGUAAUCUUUUAAUAGAUUAUUCAUUUGUUUUGACCGUUGAUAGAGGACCUAAUGAUUUAGAGCCCGUGUUGUAAUUGAAACACCUCCUCAACAGUGAUUCUCUUACAUAACUAUUGGCUCAUUACCUGAGUCUUCCAGGUCAGACUGAGCAAACCUGAGCCAAUUAUUUGCCACCGAGCUGCAUAAAAGCGGCGAUGUGGAAGAGGAGAAUUAAGCAGAGAUUCCUGAUUCAUCUCUAAAGCUUCACUCACACAAACCAACAUGACAAACCCAGUCACAUACGAGGAACUGAAGGCUCUCCUGGCCAAAAGCAAAGAUCUGAUUCUGAUUGAUGUCCGUGAGACAGACGAGGUGAACAGAGGAUGCAUCCCCAGGUCCACUCACAUUGCCCUUGGCACCGUCGAAACUGCUUUCAAAAUGAGCCCAGAGGAUUUCCAGGCCACAUACCGGAUUCCCAAACCUGCACUCGAUGCGCCUGAGCUGGUGUUUUACUGCCGGUCAGGGAAGCGGUCAGAAGAGGCCAUCAGCAAAGUCAGAGAACUCGGAUAUGUGACAGCACGUAAUUACACCGGCUCUUACCUGGACUGGUCUCAGAGGGAGUGAUAAAGAUUCACGUUGGAGAAGAGCCUCACACUGCACACUAUAUUUAUACAAUUCUAUAAGCUGUAAAAACCUUCUAGAAAUUGAUCAUGUUGGUUCUUAUAGAACACGUCUCUGAAUGUUAUAUGUGUGAAUAAGUAACUUGCAAAUAAAAUAAUAUUUUUGUUCUUAAAAGUGUUUCUGUGUUUUUAUGGACAUCUCAGAUCCAAAAUUUCAUAAGAUAUGAAAAGACAAACAGCUUUGACAAGUGCAACAUAUUUACCUCAUCCAGUUCACUAACGGGCAAAAACAGAUGACUCCACUGCAGUAAUUCUUUCUAAACAAUUUCUAAUUUGUUGAUAGUGUUGUCAUUAACAACACUUUAUUCAUAAGGAAACAUCAAGCAUUUAAAAAGUUUUAUCAUUUCAUACAGUUUAAAGUCCAGGAGGAAACUAUGUCAAGAGCUGCUUGCUAGCAACGGCAGCAGAUAAACAAGAUAUUAAUGUAAUGAAUCAGUGAUGAUCAUUUUUUAGCCCUGGUUCCCAAAGUUGGGCACAUGAGCAUGUUGUCGUGUCAAAAAACCAAAUGGGCGAUCUGGAAAGUUUACCAAGAAGCUAAAAUACAUUUCUUUCAAAGGAAUAAUAAUUUGUGCCAAAACCAGUAACAUACACUGAUAGAACAUGAAGACUAAAUGGUCUUUUUGCUGCCAUUGAGGCAUAAAUUAGAUUCAAACAAGUUUUCUCCAAAACUUUCCUGUAGUAUUUAUGGUUUGUGAUAGAAUAAGCAACAUUCACAUGGAUGACAGGACUGCAGGUUUCCCAUAAACACAUGUCUUAGAGCUGAGGUGUGUGGAGAAUAUAAUAUAUUAUGAAGAAUAAGGAAAUGACCUUUGUUAAAUUGAUAGAAAAUCAUUGAUUUAGUCACAUGUAAAACUCGAGCGGGGUCCUGCUCUGUCACAGCGCUCCUCUUGUCAUGCCAGGCUUUGACAGCCUUGGCGAUUGAUCCACAUGUCAUUACCAAGGCACAAGGAUGCAAUCAUGAUAAUGUAGAAGAAGAGAGCAGAUCACAAGGCGAACCAGCCAGGCGUGAUCAAAGGGGAGACGAGGCGGGCGAGAUGAGUGGAGCAGGGAGCAGAGCAGGAGGGGGUGGUUGUUAUGUAACGGUAUGAACGCACAAGAGACUUCAGAUCUCACUGGAAUUGCCACAAGGCAACUUUGUGCACAUUUCGAUGUGUAACUGGAUCUCCACAAUAUUUAUUGACAAACUUUUCAAAUAUUUUAGCUUUCUCUGCAUUC